UCAGUUUCCGCGCAAAGUUAUCUUUUAAUUGAACUUCAAUGCAUAAAUUAAUUUCUCGUAGACGGCUAGGCUACCCAGCGCGGUUCCAGAACAACAAGAGUUUGUUCGAAAAUAUGUCGGGUUUUGGAGCAGAUAGCUCGGUGAAUAUCGACCAAGAUUUCUUCGAUAGUGGAUAUUCCUAUAACAGUCAAGCUCAGGAAAACCAAGAUUACGGAAAUGAGCAGCCAUUUGAUUAUUCCCAAGGCUAUUCACAAUAUGAACAGCCAUCUGGAGCUUACAGCUACUACAACCCUUCGGACUAUGGUGCUUCUGGACCAACGUCAAUGAACUCUGGGUCAGUUGACUAUGGAUUUUCUGGUUCAAUGCAGGCUAGGCAAACUAGUGAAGAUUAUACGACGUUUGGAGACGAGCCUCCUUUGCUUGAAGAACUUGGAAUAAACUUUGAGCACAUUUGGCUAAAGACCUUAUCUGUCAUAAAUCCACUACAACCAACUGAUGCAAAUAUUAUGGAUGAUACUGAUCUUGCUGGACCAUUAGUCUUCUGUCUUGCUUUUGGAGGUUUCUUGUUACUGUCAGGAAAAGUUCAUGGAUUUGGAUACAUAUAUGGUGUUGGUGUUCUCGGAUGUUUAUCUCUUUAUUCAAUUCUGAACUUGAUGAGCAUGACUGGUGUUACCUUUGGCUGUGUCAUAAGUGUUUUAGGUUAUUGUCUUUUACCAAUGGUGUUAUUGUCCAGUAUCUCCAUAUUGAUAUCAUUACAGGGUAUGGUUGGUACAGUGUUAACAGCUGUCACUAUUGGCUGGUGCAGUUUAUCAGCAUCCAAACUGUUUGUAGUUGUUUUAGCAAUGGACUCACAACAGCUGCUUGUAGCAUAUCCAUGUGCUUUGCUAUAUGGAGUAUUUGCAUUAUUGACUGUUUUCUAAAUAGAUAGCUUAUUAAUAUAACACUCUUUAUGAGGUUAGAAGUAUAGUCUCUCAAGUAGAACCAAAAGAAAAUAUUACACAGUAGUAAUGAACCUCAUGUUGGCGCACGUCUUUAAAAUGAGAGUUGACUGAACUAAAUAACUUAGAUGUUUUCAAUGUGAUGAUACUACUUUAUGCUCCUCCAGGACCUCUAGUGUCUGUUAAAGUUUGACAGUAAAUUAUACUGAUCUAAUGGAACUCUAGUUUUACACUCUUCAUGAACAUGUAUGAUGAUCGAAGUGACAAAAUGAAGAUUUAUAUAGUUUUUUGUACAAAACCAAUGAACAAGGAUAAUAUAAUUUCAUGUAAAAUGGAUUCAGAGUAUAAAGUAUAUAAUGUGGUGAAUUAUUAUAGAAGAGAAAGUUUAUAUAUUGACAUUUUCAAUUCUGUUUUUUUUUUUUAAUAAAACUACCACAACAUGAGAAACAUGGAUGGCACAGUAAAAGCUCCAGCCUUUCUCAGUAUCACAGUUGAAAUCCUGGUCAGGGGGGCCAUUGACUUUGUAGCCAGUCCUUCCUCUUGCUCCAAGGGUUUUUCUCCAAGCUCAGUGACAUUCCCCACAGCCCAUGCUCAGGAAGUCUUUUUGUAAAUACCCAGUGAAAUUAAAAUAGCAUGCAACACGAUACAACCUUGAA
Molecule: messenger RNA, 1594 nt
Organism: Exaiptasia diaphana
Lineage: Eukaryota; Metazoa; Cnidaria; Anthozoa; Actiniaria; Aiptasiidae
Product: protein YIPF5
Exons: 5
Coding region: 39-920 (293 amino acids)
Biological process (GO): endoplasmic reticulum to Golgi vesicle-mediated transport; vesicle fusion with Golgi apparatus
Cellular component (GO): trans-Golgi network; membrane
Source: RefSeq, a predicted model, not a curated record